This is a messenger RNA of Nipponia nippon (crested ibis), 684 nucleotides long. The record is from RefSeq and is a predicted model, not a curated record. NCBI's taxonomy places the organism in Eukaryota, Metazoa, Chordata, Aves, Pelecaniformes, Threskiornithidae.
AUGCACCCAGCCUGGCGCAGCACGGACGGGCGCUGCCAGGCCCCGGGGUGCUCCCAGCACCCGGGUCCCCCCCAGCACCCCACCUGCGGCUGCAGGCCCGCGGGGAUCGAUGGCAGCGGCAGGAGGCCCAAGGUGACCCCGCGAGAGAUCCGUGAAGCCUUCAAGGUGUUCGACCGGGAUGGCAAUGGCUUCAUCUCCAAGCAGGAGCUGGGCACGGCCAUGCGCUCCUUGGGCUACAUGCCCAACGAGGUGGAGCUGGAAGUCAUCAUCCAGCGCCUCGACAUGGACGGCGACGGGCAGGUGGACUUCGAGGAGUUCGUGACGUUACUGGGGCCCAAGCUGUCUACCUCGGGUAUCCCGGAGAAGUUCCACGGCACGGACUUCGACACCGUCUUCUGGAAGUGUGACAUGCAGAAGCUGACGGUGGACGAGCUGAAACGGCUGCUGUACGACACCUUCUGCGAGCACCUCUCCAUGAAGGACAUCGAGAACAUCAUCAUGACAGAGGAGGAGAGCCACAUGGGCACGGCCGAGGAGUGCCCUGUCGACGUGGAGACCUGCUCCAGCCAGCAGAUCCGGCAGACCUGCGUGCGGAAGAGCCUCAUCUGCGCCUUCGCCAUCGCCUUCAUCAUCAGCGUGAUGCUCAUCGCUGCCAACCAGGUGCUGCGCAGUGGCAUGAAGUAG